Hordeum vulgare subsp. vulgare (domesticated barley) is the source of this 1173-nucleotide messenger RNA. Its product is annotated as BTB/POZ and MATH domain-containing protein 1-like. Bases 1 to 1173 code for a protein of 390 amino acids. Gene Ontology annotation, biological process: protein ubiquitination. The record is from RefSeq and is a predicted model, not a curated record. Gene Ontology annotation, molecular function: protein binding. Lineage: Eukaryota; Viridiplantae; Streptophyta; Magnoliopsida; Poales; Poaceae. The transcript has a single exon.
AUGUCAUCGUUCACCGGUAUAUCCGUCGUCAAAGGCCAUCAGGAGGGCUCAUGCAACACGUCGGCUGUUGACACUGACACGGACAGCGGCUACCAUCUGCUCAUGAUCAAAGGCUACUCGUACACCAAAGAGCUACUGUCCAUGGGAGAGAGCAUCAAUGCUGGUCCUUUCAUGGUAGGAGGCCAUGAUUGGUAUAUCCAGUACUUCCCUAACGGUCGGAACCAAGACUGUGUCGACUUCAUCUCUCUCUAUGCAUUGGUUUUCUCUGACGAUGACAAGGUGGAUGCUAGGGUCAGUUUUAGUCUCGUCGAUCAGAUUGAGAAGCAAACGCCGAUGUACAUUCGUGCAACUAAUAAAGUUUGCCGGCUCCACAGUAAUGUUUCCUGGGGCACCCACAAGUUUCUGAGAAGAGAUGCCCUUGAACGAUCCGCGAACCUAAAGGGUGAUUCUUUCACCAUCCGAUGCGACAUAAUGGUUUGCAAGGAUCCUAAUACUGAAGAUGUCGGUGGCCACAACGCCAAGGUGCUCCUGUCUGACAUAGACCAACAUUUUAACAAUCUCCUUCAAACCAAGGUGGAUGCUGAUGUGACAUUUGAGGUUAACGGCGAGACGUUCACUGCACAUCGGUGUGUGCUUGCAGCCCGGUCCAAAGUCUUCAUGGCACAGCUCUUUGGUCCCAUGAAGGAGGGCACUACUACGUCUAGUGUCAUACAUAUCAAAGACAUGGGAGCAAACGUGUUCAGGGCGUUGCUUAAAUUCAUCUACACGGACUCAUGUCCUGAGAUAGAGAAGGGCUACAUGGAGGAGGAAGAAAUGUCACAAGUUCUAGAAGAAGGACAAGAAAAGAAAACAAUAGACAAUGAAAUGUGGAUGCAAUGGCUUCAAGACUUGUUUGUGGCGGCAGACAUGUAUGAUCUCCAACGACUCAAAUGCAUAUGUCAAAUGCAAUUGUCUGAUAACAUAGAUGUGAGCUCGGUGAUGUCCACUCUUGCUAUAGCCGAGCAGCACCACUGCCAGGGAUUGAAGGAGGCAUGCUUCAAGUUUAUCCAAGCCCAAUCCCCCUCAUGCUUGCAAACAAUAACGAUGAAUGAUGGUUGGAAUCAUGUAGUUUUGACCUAUCCCUUGGUUUUGAAGGAGAUUUUUGUCAAGCUUGCUUGGAACCGACAAAAGUAG